Molecule: messenger RNA, 5713 nt
Organism: Suricata suricatta (meerkat)
Lineage: Eukaryota; Metazoa; Chordata; Mammalia; Carnivora; Herpestidae
Gene: FBXO21
Product: F-box protein 21
Exons: 12
Coding region: 19-1902 (627 amino acids)
Molecular function (GO): protein binding; DNA binding
Source: RefSeq, a predicted model, not a curated record
CCCAGGUACGCGGACAAGAUGGCGGCAGCAGCGGUCGACAGCGCGAUGGAGGUGGUCCCGGCGUUGGCGGAGGAGGCCGCGCCCGAGGCUGCGGGCCUCAGCUGCCUCGUCAACCUGCCCGGCGAGGUGCUGGAGUACAUCCUGUGCAGCGGCUCGCUGACGGCCGCCGACAUCGGCCGCGUCUCCAGCACCUGCCGGCGGCUGCGCGAGCUGUGCCAGAGUAGCGGGAAGGUGUGGAAGGAGCAGUUCCGGGUGAGGUGGCCUUCCCUUAUGAAACACUACAGCCCCACCGACUACGUCAAUUGGUUGGAGGAGUAUAAAGUUCGGCAGAAAGCGGGGUUAGAAGCCCGGAAGAUUGUAGCCUCCUUCUCCAAGAGGUUCUUUUCAGAGCACGUCCCUUGUAACGGUUUCAGUGACAUAGAGAAUCUUGAGGGACCAGAGAUUUUUUUUGAGGAUGAACUGGUGUGUAUCCUGAAUAUGGAAGGAAGAAAAGCUCUGACCUGGAAAUACUACGCUAAAAAAAUUCUUUACUACCUACGACAACAGAAAAUUUUGAAUAACCUUAAGGCAUUUCUUCAGCAGCCUGAUGACUAUGAAUCGUAUCUCGAAGGUGCUGUGUAUAUUGACCAGUACUGCAAUCCUCUCUCUGACAUCAGCCUCCGAGACAUCCAGGCCCAGAUCGACGGCAUCGUGGAGCUGGUCUGCAAAGCCCUCCGGGGCAUAAACAGUCGCCACCCCAGCUUGGCCUUCAAGGCAGGUGAAUCCUCCAUGAUCAUGGAGAUAGAGCUCCAGAGCCAGGUGCUGGACGCCAUGAACUACGUCCUUUAUGACCAACUGAAGUUUAAGGGGAACCGGAUGGAUUACUACAAUGCCCUAAACUUGUACAUGCACCAGGUUUUGAUUCGCAGAACAGGAAUUCCCAUCAGCAUGUCUCUGCUCUACCUGACAAUUGCCCGCCAGCUGGGGGUCCCCCUGGAGCCUGUCAACUUCCCCAGUCACUUCUUGUUACGGUGGUGCCAAGGUGCAGAAGGGGCGACCCUGGACAUCUUUGACUACAUCUACAUAGACGCUUUUGGGAAAGGGAAGCAGCUGACGGUGAAGGAGUGUGAGUACCUGAUCGGCCAGCAUGUGACGGCGGCGCUGUACGGCGUGGUCAACGUGAAGAAGGUGUUGCAGCGAAUGGUGGGGAACCUGUUGAGCCUGGGAAAGCGGGAAGGCAUCGACCAGUCCUACCAGCUCCUGCGAGACUCGCUGGACCUCUACCUGGCGAUGUACCCGGACCAGGUGCAGCUCCUCCUCCUGCAGGCCAGGCUCUACUUCCACCUGGGCAUCUGGCCAGAGAAGUCUUUCUGUCUUGUCUUGAAGGUGCUUGACAUCCUCCAGCACAUUCAGACCCUCGACCCCGGGCAGCACGGGGCGGUGGGCUAUCUGGUGCAGCACACGCUAGAGCACAUCGAGCGCAAGAAGGAGGAGGUGGGUGUGGAGGUGAAGCUGCGCUCCCACGAGAAGCACAGGGACGUCUGCUACUCCAUCGGGCUCAUUAUGAAGCACAAGAGGUAUGGCUACAACUGUGUCAUCUAUGGCUGGGACCCCACCUGCAUGAUGGGACACGAAUGGAUCCGAAACAUGAACGUCCACAGCCUGCCUCACGGCCACCAUCAGCCUUUCUACAAUGUUCUGGUGGAGGAUGGUUCUUGUAGAUACGCAGCCCAAGAGAACUUGGAAUAUAACGUGGAGCCUCAAGAAAUCUCGCACCCCGAUGUGGGACGCUAUUUCUCGGAGUUCACCGGCACUCACUACAUCCCGAACGCAGAGCUAGAAAUCCGGUAUCCGGAGGAUCUGGAGUCUGUGUAUGAAACGGUGCAGAAUAUUUACAGCGCAAAGAAGGAGGACGUUGAGUAGCGUCCGGUAGAGGACACAGAGCCUCCUCUGCCGCCGCCGCGUCCCGGAGAACAGGAUUCCGGAAGAGGACGUCUCCACGGGUCUCUCUGGAUUCACCCCACCAGGAAAGCCACUUAGCCAGUAGCGCUGGCUGCCUCCUGCCAAGUUUAAAUGACGUGUGCUCUCCUCCGGCUGCAUAGACAAUGUCGCUCUCCGCCUACACUAGUGAUUCAUUUGACGGCACUGUGUUCAGUGGCAUGGCUUGUGUGCUUGUCCUGUGGUGACAGUUUGUGACCCUCUGUCUUCAUGACGCCUCGCAGUCAACAGAGUCAUCCUCCCCGCCCACUUCCCCUUAACGUCUGUCUACACUCGUCUCCGACUGUUUCAUUUGCCAGACUGCCGGGGCUCUGUGUUUGCACCGGCUCCUUUCCGGGGUCGCCGUGGAGCGCGGGCCCCUUCGCCCUUUCCGCUGGUCUUCAGCUGCGAGUGGUGGCGGCGGCGUCUGAGCAGCGGGGACAUUGACACACGGAUGGUGAUCGGAACCAUCCCGCUUGAUUUGUUCCGAUACGUGAAGCAGAUUCCAGCCGUCUUAACCCUUCCCUUGGAAGCGGGAGCGCGGCCGCGUCCUCCCGGCUCCUCCCAGGUCCCUGCUCCUCUCUCUGCGAAUCCCCAGUUUUCUGUCUCCGUAGUGAGAGCUUGUGAGAAAGUGCCCCAUGAUGGCCUCUAUGGGUGGGUUUUCCCACAUUCGCCUACUCUUCCUCCCUUUGAAAUAACUACUUUUUUCCUCCUUUAAUUUUAAAAAUUAUCCCAGUAUUAUAAAUAGAUCUUAAGUCGGUGAUGGGUUCUCUUUAUAUAGUAGGAAGUACAAUCUGGUGUUAAAACGUUUGCUUUUAGAAACCACACUCUGUAGUCUCCAAAGACCCAGAGAAGGUUUCACUUUUGUAGUCAGAAACAAAGAAAGAAUGAACCUUACACAUUUUUUAAGAAGGAAGGAGGAGGUCCCAUGUCCCCUGUCAUCCCUCAGAAUCACCCUUAGUUAGACCUGCCGGGUGUGGCGGGGUAGACGCCACUAAAACGUCUUUUCAUUUGAGGAGUGCUUGGUCCCUGGGCGAGGAGGCGGGGGCGCCCUGCUCCCGCGAGUCCCGCUGCCCCGGGGGUCCCCCUGGCCCCUGCUCCCCACCCGUGGCCCCUGCGCGUGAGGGCACAGGGCUGCGCUGCCCCGUGGCCGCCACGCUCCACCUGCCUCCACCUGCUGGUCCUCACUCGAGCUAGCUAAUUUGUAGUUAACCCGUAGGAGCUAACUUCUGGAGUUAGGACCUAGUGACAUUACCCUCGGAGUUGAAAAGAAUCCACUUGCUCUGAUGAGCGAGGAGGCUUCCCGGGCUGUGACCCGACCCUGCCUCGCCUGCCUUCUGUGCAUUUAUUUGCAUGUGGUUCCCCACGCCCUGUUUGAUGGCGGCCUCAGUACCCCCUUUGGAAGCCCUGGGGCGACCGAGGUUUGGGGCCACCAGAGACCACUUAGGAGUCCCUGAGGGCUGGUGAGCAGCUGUUAGAGAGACGAGGGUCUGGCCGGCCCCUGCCCGCCCGAGCUCGCUCUCGCCAGCCCGAUCCAGAGCCCCAUGGUGGCCUGGGAAUGUGACCACUCCCCGCACCCAGCCCGCCGAGGCCGGGGUCUGACACUACUCUGAUCUAAAGGUGAGAACUAGUUAAUCCAGAGGUAAUACUAACAGAAGCAUUACUAGGAAACUGUGGAGCAUGCUCAGUUAUCAUUGUUGGUUUUCUGGUUUGAUUUCCUUUUUUCUUAGAGUAACAUCAAAGCCAAGAAGGAUGGUUUUAUCUUUACUGACCCAAUGUAAAUAUGUAUCUAGACUGUUUCUAAAUGUGUUUCUUCAUGAAUGCUUCAUUUGGCUCCAGGAAGCCUGUGUCACCUGUGUAAGUUGGUAUUUGGGCACUUUAUAUUUUUCUAAAAACGUGUUUUGGAUCUCCUGUACUCUAAUAAAUCUUAAGUUUCUUUUUAAAAUUUUUUCCACAAGUUUUCUCCAUUUUAAGAAGUCCUGUUCUAACAAAGUGGGACUUUCACGAUGUUAAAAUACUAAAUAUUUGGAUAUAGUAACUUCUUUUCUCUUCAAAUGAAUGCCAAGAUUUUUUUGUACAAUGAUUAAUAAAUGGAACUUACCCAGAGAAACCACACACGUGGCCUGCCCGGUCUCGUUUCGGAACAGAAAGCCCGGCCCUGACGGCAACAGAUCAUCUCUGGCUUCUCUUCUGAUCCAAACACGCAAAACUUUGCUCUCCUGGAUUUUUUCUUAGCGUUGGUGAGUGAACAGGGUACCUUUAUUCUGUGGGCUCCUUGCCAAACAGCAGAUUUAUAAGCUGGCGGGGAACAUUGAGGGAACUGGUUGUAAGGCGAACAUUGCUCCUUUUUGCUGAUGUUAGAGGACUUAGUAGGAAGGGAGAAGGGCAGGAGCCCGGUGCGUUGUUAACGGGGCAACAGCUGCACAAGGUGCCGCGCGUCCACACCCCGCGGAGCACGCGGUGUCUGUGACGUCCCCGUGUGCCGCACGGAGAGCAGUGCCCUGGCCUGCACGGUCCCCGGCCUCCUGCACCGCGCUGGGCCUCCGACCUUCAACGCGCUGUCGUGCGGUGUGACUUUAUGAGAGGAGAGCGUACCGUGCCGUGUCUUCCUGCCUCUUAGACCCUAGAACUUUCCUCCGCCACACAUGCGCGCGCGCGCGCGCGCGCGCGCGCACACACACACACACACACAGCAUCCCCAAGGUCCAGUGUUUGCGGAUGUACUUUGGGAAACACUGUGCCCAAAACUAGUCUACCUUCUCAGGCUAGUUUGGCCUGAGAAGCAUCUCUCGUUUGAAAACUUGCAUCUAACCCGAUUUUGAAAGUCCGGCUUCGUGUUGUCUCCACCGCAAGUGCAUCCACACAGCAAAGUUGUUUUACCGCGGGAGCCAGCGUCCGUCCUGUUGCUAAGUCAGUUUUACAUCUUCUAAUUCCUACUUCAAGGCUUGUUCUCAUUUUAAAAUGUCUCUUUCUAAACACAUUGAGUCAAACGUUCACAUUCUAGGCUUUCUUCUACCACUAGAAGGAGAAAUACUUGUUUUCCUUUCUCCAGACUCCAAGUACAUAAAAUCUGACUACCAGCUCCUUUUUCAUUUGAAAAGAAUCCUGUGGCCAUAAUAGUCCAGAUGUAGCUCUUCAUGUAUUUCUGUUUGUUUUUUGGAGGAAAGGAGUGAAUGUUCACCUGGAUGAAAUGCAGAAUCGGGCCCUGUGACCGUUUCUUUCUGGAGACCUCAACAGUUGUAUUGCAUGUGUGAUUUUGUACUGCAAGCUUGCCUUGAGCCAGCACUGGCCGAAUCUGUAUUCUCCACAGCCGCCCUCGAAGGCAGGGCCAGGUAGUAACUUAUUUUUGCGGGCCUCAUAAGGUCACAUGUUCUUUGUUUUUUAAAAACGUAGAAGACCUUCUCGGCCCUGGGCUGGUCAGACCCGUGGGGCCCCCAGCAUCCCACCGCACAGACGGGGGCCCCGAGAUUGCUGGUGGGACAGCGGGCGGGAACCCGGGGUGUCUGACCUCCGAGCCCCAGCCCUGGACAACCACACUACCGCCAACUUUAGCAACUACCUCGCACUGGUUUUAUCCUUUGCAGCCACUUCUAAACGUUUCAGUUCUGAAAACUUAGCAAUCGUUGAGAGGAAAGGACAUUCCUUCGGUGACUCAAAUUCUGUGCAAUUAUAGAAUAAAUGUAUUAUGGCCAUUUAGCAAUGAUUGUAUUAGGGUAAUGCUAGUUCUGUAAUAAAUAGACCCAAAAAUAUACCGUGA